AUGAAUUUAAUCGCUAGUGUACAAGAUAAACUCAAGCAAUAAGUCCCAACAGAUAAAUAAUUAUAAAUGAGUCAUUUUGCAAGAUUAGUUGAGUUGUUAAAUGAAAGUGCAAAAAGUUAAUAAAAUUCAGAAUUAAUCUAAUUAGUACAGAUACUCAUUUAAUUUUAAUUUCCUCAACAUACAUAUUAGAUGAUUUGUAAUUCUUUCUCCUUAUUGAUUGCUAAAACAGGAAAUGAAUAAAUUAAAUAAGUUGUAGAAGCUUUAUUGCAAUAUAUAAAUAAGAAGGGAUCAUUAAAAAGUAUUGCUUUGAAUUUACUUGUUACAUUAAUUCAAUUAACUAAACAUGAAAUUCAAUCAUUCUCAUACACUUUAACUUAAGAUAUCACAACUACUUUAAUGAAGUUAUUAAAGAGUUCUGAUUAUCGAAUUUUGUUAUGUAAUGUAUUGUACUUUUUAAUUGAAUCAUAAAAGAUUGAAAUUCUUAAAAUAGCUUUGAAAUUUGCAUAAAAUGAAAAACUUGAAAUACUCUAAUAAACAGGUAUGUAAACACUAAUAUACUUAAUGUAAGAGGAAGUUAUAUCAGAAUAAAUGUAUUUAAUAGCUUAGAAGUCUGAUGACUCCCCCUUAUUUUAUAAAUAUUUUUCUAGAUACUUAUUCUAACAAUAAAAUAUAGUGGCUCUAACAAAAAAAGAUAAAUUGAAAUCAUAAGUUUAACUUUAACCAAGGGAAUAAGCUUAAAAAAUAUUUCAACUUUUUGAUGAAAAUUUAUCUAAAUUUCCUUCAAAUAUAGUUGGGAACAUAUUCAUAGCAUAUAAAAAGUAAUCUUUAUUUAUUUAUUAAGAUAUUUGCUACAUGAAUUUAAAAAAUUAGGACUUUCUAUAGUUAGAGGAUCUUUUGAAAUUUCUUUUUCUUAUUUAGGAAGCAUGGCAUUAGAUGAUCCCUAUCUUCAUACAGUUUAUAAAAAGUAUAUAAUUAUAUGAAUAUAUUAGAACAGUCAAUCUAUGUCUUUAUUUAGUUUAACAAGUUCAAUUAAAUGAAAGAAAGGAUUUAUUAGAAUAUUUCUUUGAUAAGAUUUCUAAAAUAAAAACUUAAAAAUGGAAUGUUUAUAAUUAUAAAUUACUUUUAAAAGGAAUAAAUUUCUUAUUUGAUACAUUAGGUUCAAAUGUUUUUGAUGAUAAAAGAUCAAAACCAUCAGAAUUUAUAGAUAUAUUAACUCCUAUUUUUAAAAUUAAUGAUAUUUUAUAAUAUCCAAUCAGUAUUGAUAAACCUAUUUGUAUUAGUGUAAGUAGAAAUUUAUUCAAUACUUUUGAAUCUUUAUUUUAAGAGAAUAAAAAAUGGUAAUAAAGUAUUUUAUCAGCAUUAUUAAACUAUGCUAAAAUCACAUUAGCAGAAAUUAAUGUAAAAGAAACUAAUUAAUUAUUAAAUUAACUUAGAGUAUAAUGUGCAUUAUUAUCAAAAUUAUUUUCUUUAUUAGAUUUAUAAUUACAUUCAAUAUCAAGUGAAUUAAUAAAUCAUUUAUGGGAAACUGCAAAAUCAUUUUUAAAUAAAUCUUAAUAAUUAAGAAGAACUGGUUGGAUAAUAAUUGCUGAAUUAUUGAUGGUUCCAUAUUUUGGAACAACAAAUAAAGUUAAAGAAAUAGGAAUAUUAAUUGAAAAAAAUCUAAAUUCUAAGGAAGAUAUAAAAGAUGAAUAAUAAUUAUUAAGUUAUUGUAGUGUAGGUCUAGUCAUUAUUUCAAUAUUAAAUAGUAAUACAUUAUCAAAAUAAAUUAAGGAUACAACUAGAAAGUUUUUUGCUUAAUAAACAAUUUUAAUGUUUAAUAAAUUAUAAUAAUGUAGGUUCGAUAAAUAAUCACCUUUUAUGAUAGCUUCCAAAUAUAUUUUUUAUUAGGCAAUCAGAUAAAUAAUACCAAAAUACUAUUCUAAUGAAUUAAAUACACUUGUAUAAUUUUGUCUUGAAGAUAUAAUAAAUGGAAAUUCAAUUUGGAAUUAAGUUAAUGUUCAUAAAAAUAAUCAUUAUGUUGAUGAACUAUUAGGAAUACCUAGAUCAGAAUUUUAAUUAGUAUUGGCAGCUAGUAAAUUUUUAGGUCAUAUAAUUUCUUCAUAAUCAUUUACACUAAAAAAUAAAAUAAAUUUUAUAAGAUAUGUAAAUGGUACUUUAUAAACAUAAGUUAUCAAUAUAAAAGAAAUUUAAUAGAAAUAAUCUAAAUAAUAAUGUUAUUUAUUUUGUCUUUAUUAAAUUGCUCUUAAAAUCUAUUAAGCUAAUACACUUGUAUCUCAAGAAUUUAAUGAAUAAAUAUUUUAAAUUAUUAAUUUAUGUUAAUGUGUUGAUAAUUAAAUUCAAUAAUUAUGUGCAUACCUUUAUUGUUCAAUGUUAUAAAUUAAAGAUGUUGAUUAAGUUGAAUAAUUAAACUAGUUGNAACCAUCAGAAUUUAUAGAUAUAUUAACUCCUAUUUUUAAAAUUAAUGAUAUUUUAUAAUAUCCAAUCAGUAUUGAUAAACCUAUUUGUAUUAGUGUAAGUAGAAAUUUAUUCAAUACUUUUGAAUCUUUAUUUUAAGAGAAUAAAAAAUGGUAAUAAAGUAUUUUAUCAGCAUUAUUAAACUAUGCUAAAAUCACAUUAGCAGAAAUUAAUGUAAAAGAAACUAAUUAAUUAUUAAAUUAACUUAGAGUAUAAUGUGCAUUAUUAUCAAAAUUAUUUUCUUUAUUAGAUUUAUAAUUACAUUCAAUAUCAAGUGAAUUAAUAAAUCAUUUAUGGGAAACUGCAAAAUCAUUUUUAAAUAAAUCUUAAUAAUUAAGAAGAACUGGUUGGAUAAUAAUUGCUGAAUUAUUGAUGGUUCCAUAUUUUGGAACAACAAAUAAAGUUAAAGAAAUAGGAAUAUUAAUUGAAAAAAAUCUAAAUUCUAAGGAAGAUAUAAAAGAUGAAUAAUAAUUAUUAAGUUAUUGUAGUGUAGGUCUAGUCAUUAUUUCAAUAUUAAAUAGUAAUACAUUAUCAAAAUAAAUUAAGGAUACAACUAGAAAGUUUUUUGCUUAAUAAACAAUUUUAAUGUUUAAUAAAUUAUAAUAAUGUAGGUUCGAUAAAUAAUCACCUUUUAUGAUAGCUUCCAAAUAUAUUUUUUAUUAGGCAAUCAGAUAAAUAAUACCAAAAUACUAUUCUAAUGAAUUAAAUACACUUGUAUAAUUUUGUCUUGAAGAUAUAAUAAAUGGAAAUUCAAUUUGGAAUUAAGUUAAUGUUCAUAAAAAUAAUCAUUAUGUUGAUGAACUAUUAGGAAUACCUAGAUCAGAAUUUUAAUUAGUAUUGGCAGCUAGUAAAUUUUUAGGUCAUAUAAUUUCUUCAUAAUCAUUUACACUAAAAAAUAAAAUAAAUUUUAUAAGAUAUGUAAAUGGUACUUUAUAAACAUAAGUUAUCAAUAUAAAAGAAAUUUAAUAGAAAUAAUCUAAAUAAUAAUGUUAUUUAUUUUGUCUUUAUUAAAUUGCUCUUAAAAUCUAUUAAGCUAAUACACUUGUAUCUCAAGAAUUUAAUGAAUAAAUAUUUUAAAUUAUUAAUUUAUGUUAAUGUGUUGAUAAUUAAAUUCAAUAAUUAUGUGCAUACCUUUAUUGUUCAAUGUUAUAAAUUAAAGAUGUUGAUUAAGUUGAAUAAUUAAACUAGUUGUUAUCAUAAAAGUCAUAAGCUAAUUACACUUAUUUAGUUUUAGAAAUUCUAAAGAAGAAACUUACAGGAGUUUAAUUAUAAGUGCAAAACCUUUUGAUGAAAGUUUUAUCAUAAAUGACAACUGAUGUAGCCAAAGUAAUUCAACUAUUCUAGUAAAUUGAUCCAAGUUUACUCAAAAAUGUUUGGGUAUUUCUUGUAUUUGCUAUAAGUUAAAGUGAUAAACCAAUUUAAAUAACUUAAUUUAAAAUUCUCUCUGGAAUUAUAUUAAAUUAUGUAAGAAAUGGUGGUGUUAAGGAUAAUUAUUUUAAUAUAAUAUAUUAAGAAUGUAGAUGCAGACUUUAAUCAAAUCAAUUUUAAAUUUUAUAAUUAGAUUUUGCAUUAGAAUAAGACACAGAAUAAACUGUAACAAAAGCUAUUAAUUUAUUAUUAAAAAAGCCAUCUUUAAAAAUAGCUGUAUUUAUAGAUUAAUUAACUGAUAAAUAUAAUAUGCCUUCAUUAGUUUAACCUAUUUUAUCUGUUUUAAAUAAUCUAUUUUCUAAUUAAAGAGUUCAUUCCACUAAUGAAGAAAUGGAACUUCGAAAUUUAAUGAAAAAUAUUUUCAUUAAGGUUUAUAAUUAACCUAUUGCAGAACUACUCUAACUUCUAUAACCUUAUAUUUUAGAUGAAGUAAUACCUGAAAAUCAAGAUAGAAUACCAAUACACAUAAAAACAAGAAUCUUUCUUUUAAAAAGAUUAUAAAAGUUAUUUAAAUAAUGUGAUACUUCAAAUUAAGUAUUUGAUUUCCUAUUCAAAAUUACAACAUCUAUAUAUGAGGAAGCUAAGGAGAUUUCAUUUGAUAUGUUCUAACACUUUUUUUACAAAGAAAAGGACUUAUUAAAUUUUGCAGCUCAAAUUGAUUCAAUUUUAUGUGAUACAAUAAGAAGAGAAAACCAUAAUCCUCCUUCAGUUAAUUUAACUAACAUGAAACUUAUAAGCAAAUUUGCUAAAAUAGUAUAAGAUGAAUUUUUGGCUACAAAGCUAAUUUAAUUAUUAUCUAAGCCAUUAUUAAAUGAUGGUAGAAAGAAAUUAGUACCUAGUUAAUUCUUUAGUGAAAAAUCAUAACUAAAUAUUCUAAUAUAAAGAAUAGUUUCAUUGGGAAGUAUUUAUAGAAAAAUACAAAAUUAUUUUGAUUAAUCUCUUGUAGAUUAAUUAAAAUGUUAUGUUGAAGAAUUAUUGGAAGAUAUCUUUGUAAUAUUAUGUACACCAAGAUCUAAUAUAAGAGAAUAUUAAUCAUAUAAUUUUGUCUAUAAUGGAAAAAAAUAUAGUUAUGAUCAAGUCUUUCUUCAUUAAUCCUUACCAAAAUUAUUGAGAAUAUCAAAUCUUGAUAAACCAAUCCAUUUUACUUUAAUUGGGUACAUUAUUACAUAAUAUGUAUAAUUAUUAUUAUUUAUUGUUUUUAGGGUGCAUUUGAAUAAAAUGAGAAUAUGUUUAAGAAAACUUUAGAAUCCCUUACAAAAGAGAGAAUUUUAUAAACUAGAGUUUAUAGGAUAAAGGGAAUCUAAUUGCUUACUGAAGUUAUUAAUAAAAACCCUUAAAAUCAAUUAUUGAUUAGUGGAAUUCAAUCUUUAUUACCUAUAAUUUCUGCAGAAGCCCCAUAUUCUCUAGUUGUUUGUUAGCAAUUUUAUUAAACUCUGAUUCAUCAUCAAAUUGAUUUAUAAUUAAUAGUUGAACCUAUAAUACAAAUAUAUUAAUUGACAAUCGAUUAGAAUGUAAAAUUAAAUUGUUUAGCAUCUUUAUUAAAAAUAUCUCAACAAAAUAAUUAGACCUUAGAUUAAAUAAAUAUAAUUUUUUGGGAUUUUUUGUUAACAUAAGAAUUUGAUUUCAUGAGGUGCACUCAAUUAAUUUAAUUUUAUAAGGAUAAAAUUUAUAGUAUAAAAUUUAGUGGUUACAUAUAAACAAUAUUAUAAUCGAUAUCUAAUACUCAAAAAAUUAGAUAAGAAGAUUAUUAUUUAUUAUUGAAUUUAGAUGGUUUAAUUAAUAAUAAAUUAGAUAAUUAGGGAUACUAUCAAUUAAUUGACAGUAAGAAUAUUUAUUAUUAUUAAAAUAGAGCAUUUUACAAAUUUAUUAUCAAUAUCUUUAUCUUUAAUAAAAUAAAUAAAAUAGAACAUUCAGACCAUUUUAAACUGUAUGCUUCCAGCAAUCUAUCACAAAAUAGUAAAUAAGGAAUCAGAAACUUAUUUAUUAAUAGGAAAGUUUUUAUUGCUUACUUAUUUGUUGAGUAAUUAAAAAUAAUUACUUUUUCAAACUAUCUUCAGAAUUAUGGAUCAUUUCACAGAUGAUACCUUGGAUUCAUCUAUUAUCGAAGCUUCAAAAUAAAAUCUAAAAAUUAUUGUGAUGAAUACUUAAUUGAAUUAAAUGAGAUUACCAGAUGACCUAUCUGAAAAGGUAUAAAUAAUAUAGGAUGAUAUUUAAAGGGAAAUGUAUUUUAAACAAUUAAAUUAAUAGUUAAGAAAAAUAAUAGAGAGAAGCUAAAUAAAAGCAACCUUAGUAAUCAGGUUAAAUUGUACUAAAGAUGUUUGGGUGA
Paramecium primaurelia is the source of this 6208-nucleotide messenger RNA. NCBI's taxonomy places the organism in Eukaryota, Ciliophora, Oligohymenophorea, Peniculida, Parameciidae. The record is from the annotation of a GenBank genome assembly.